UCGGUAACAGCAGAGUCCCCCCUAACCAAUAAAUGAAGCCAAAAACACGAAGAACUCAUUAUAGCGACGUAGGAUUCCCAACCAGGAACAAACCUUUCCGUAAAAGUCAAAAGCAGAAAUAUUUUAUCGGUGCUCCGUCAAAGAUAAGAGCGUACCAAAUUCUCUCUCCCGCCUCCCAUCUGCAGAUUGCAAUUGCGCCUCCUUUUCUUCUUCUUCUUCUUGGGUUCGUCUUCUAUAUUUUCUCCUUUCUUGGUGCACAUACUCAAAUCAUUCAUAGCAUAAAUUCUUGAAUUAAGAAAAAAAAAUUUGUUAUGGGAUUCGAGAAAGAUGAAGCAAGCUCAUCCUCGUAUGUCCUGAACGUUCCUAGGGAAGAUACUCCCCUAGUCGCCACUAAUGGCCAUCAUCUCUCUUCCCGGAGCAAGACUUUUGCUAAUGUCUUCAUAGCUAUAGUGGGAGCAGGUGUCCUUGGCCUACCCUACACAUUCAAGAGAACAGGGUGGGCGAUGGGCAUCCUUAUGCUCUCAUCGGUAGCCUUCCUCACCUACCACUGUAUGAUGCUCUUAGUCCACACGCGCAGAAAACUUGAAUCCGGUCUUAAGUCUCCAAAGAUCUCAUCUUUUGGUGAUCUUGGAUUUGUUGUGUGUGGUCCUGUCGGCAGGUUUGCCGUCGAUGCUAUGAUUGUUCUUUCUCAAGCUGGUUUCUGCGUAAGUUACUUGAUAUUUAUAGCCAAUACUUUAGCUUAUAUAUUCAAUUACGCUCCCACUAACCCAAACCCUAAGAUCUUGGGAAUUUUUGCGCCCAAGUCUGUGUACAUAUGGAGCUGUUUUCCGUUCCAACUGGGGUUGAACUCAAUUCCCACGCUGACCCAUCUGGCCCCCUUGAGCAUAUUUGCUGACUUAGUUGAUAUGGGCGCCAUGGGGGUAGUGAUGGUCGAAGAUGUUAUGAUUUUUCUUAGAAACAGGCCUGCCUUGGAAGCCUUUGGCGGGUUCAAUGUGUUCUUUUAUGGGCUUGGGGUGGCAGUUUAUGCUUUUGAAGGGAUCGGAAUGGUAUUACCGCUGGAGUCAGAGACGAAGGAGAAGCAACAGUUUGGGAGAAUCCUGGGUUGGGCAAUGGCUUUCAUCUCCUUAAUGUUUGGAGGAUUUGGGGUUUUGGGGUAUUUUGCUUUCGGCGAAGAGACCAAAGAUAUAAUCACGACCAAUUUUGGGCAGGGACUAUUGAGCUGCCUUGUUCAGUUGGGUUUGUGCAUUAACCUAUUCUUUACUUUCCCACUGAUGAUGAACCCUGUUUAUGAGGUGGCGGAGAGGAGAUUCUGUGAAGCCAGGUAUUGCUUGUGGAUGAGAUGGGUUACGGUUUUGGGAGUGACGUUGGUGGCUCUCCUGGUGCCAAAUUUUGCUGAUUUCUUGUCUCUAGUUGGGAGCAGUGUGUGCAUCGUUCUGGGUUUUGUUUUGCCGUCUUUGUUUCACUUGAUCGUGCACAAAGAAGAAUUGGGGUGGCGGGGUUUGGCUCUGGACGUGGCAAUUGUAGCACUGGGUUCAGCAUUUGCUAUCUUCGGAACAUGGACUUCCUUGAUAGAGAUUACGGCAGCCAAGGCUUGAGAAACAAAGCAAAGAAUGGACCUGUAUGCAGAACAAUUUUUUAUUUUUAAAAUUUUACGACACUUAUUUCUUGUGCUUUCCAGUCAAUCAGUUUUUGGUAAUGUUGCUGCGUGGACGAGUGUGUUAGGCACUUGUUUGUUACCAUUUCAACCCAAUCAGAAGAAAGUCUAACAGUCACCUGAGGGAAGUACUAGGUGCCUUCCAGAAUCAAGGUGGCUGUGUCAUAGAAGGGGCCUAAUUUGGUGAAUUUGGAUUGAGCCAAAUUUGGCGUUUCAUCACAGAUAUGUAAUGGAAAAAAAACUCGGUGAACAUAUAAUACCAAAAUAGAUUGGUUGUUGAAA
This is a messenger RNA of Coffea eugenioides, 1936 nucleotides long. Its product is annotated as amino acid transporter AVT3B-like. Gene Ontology annotation, biological process: amino acid transmembrane transport. Bases 312 to 1595 code for a protein of 427 amino acids. Gene Ontology annotation, molecular function: amino acid transmembrane transporter activity. The record is from RefSeq and is a predicted model, not a curated record. The transcript has a single exon. Lineage: Eukaryota; Viridiplantae; Streptophyta; Magnoliopsida; Gentianales; Rubiaceae. Gene Ontology annotation, cellular component: vacuolar membrane.